Messenger RNA from Dimorphilus gyrociliatus, 2452 nucleotides. The record is from the annotation of a GenBank genome assembly. NCBI's taxonomy places the organism in Eukaryota, Metazoa, Annelida, Polychaeta, Dinophilidae.
AAUGGCUCUGCUUUCAUAUGAAAAGCAAGCUUUUGCAGAUGCAUUUAAUGAAGAUGGUCUUCUUGUUUGCGCAAGAGGAAUGGGUUUGGAGAGAAUUUUCGUAACGUUCCUUAAAUUAUACUGUGAUCCCGGUCAAUUGGUUUAUGUGAUAAAUACAAAUGAAGAAGAACAAGCCUAUUUUAUAGAACAACUAGAAUUACAAGACGUUAAGCCGUUACCAAAAUCGAUUACAUCAGAUUUUAGCGUUGCUGAAAGAGAACAAUUAUACUUAAAUGGCGGAGUUCUAUUCAUAACAUCAAGAAUAUUAGUUAUGGAUUUAUUAACUAAGAAAGUUCCUUCUCAACUAGUAUCAGGAAUUAUUAUAUUUAAAGCUCAUAAAAUUAUGGAAUCUCAUCAAGAAGCUUUCAUUUUAAGAUUGUAUAGAAUGCAAAAUCAGACUGGUUUCGUUAAGGCUUUUUCUGAUAAUCCAACAGCAUUUAUCAAAGGUUUAUGCUAUGUGGAAAGGGUAUUAAAAGCUUUAUAUGUAAAAAAGUUGUUUCUUUGGCCAAGAUUUCAUGCCGAUGUGAAAGAUCUUAUGGAAAAGCAUACGAUUGACGUUGUUGAAAUGGAAAUUGAAAUGACACCGGCAAUGGCUAGUUGCCAAACUGCCUUACUAGAUAUUAUAUCAUCCUGCGUUCGAGAAAUGAAAAAAAGUCAUCCAUCGUUAGACGCCGACGAAGACAUUACAAUCGAAACUGCUCUAUCUCAAAAUUUUGAUAGAACUCUGAGACGUCAUUUAGAUCCAAUUUGGCAUCAACUAUCUAUAAAAACAAAAAAUUUAGUCAGCGAUUUAAGAAUGGUUCGAGAAAUUUUAGGAAAUCUUACUCAGUACGAUGCCAUUAAUUUCUAUCAGUUCAUCAAAUCAAUUAGAUCCAGCGAAAGAACGUUUAUAUCUAGUGAUAGCUGGCUUUAUUUAGACGCUGCUGAUUCCUUAUUUACGGCUGCAAAGCAAAGAGUUUAUUCUUCUAAUAAGAAAACAAAAGCAAAGCCUGGUGUGGCUGCCGAAGCUGAUCUUUGGGACGAUGAAGAGGAAACUACAGAUAGCCCUGCUGAAGAAUGCCCAAAAUGGAAAUAUCUAAAAUGCGGCGGUAAUCAAAUGUUGAAGAGAAUUAAAGAUCGUAUGAACGAAAUGAACAACGCAGCCAAUCGUCGUUGCAAAACAACAAAGAAUACAAAAAGUAAUGAGCUGACCUUAACUCAAAUGAUAACUCACGAUUCGUCCGGUGAUGAGGAUGAUGUUAAAACAAAAAAAAUCAAAAUUGGAUUAGUCGAUGAAGCGUUAACGGUCUUUCAUCCUUUAUAUGGCAAUAGCGAUCCUUAUAGUAUUUUACGAACUUUAUCUGAACUGCAACCAACUUACGUUAUACUCUAUGAUCCGGAAAUAUCAGUGGUUAGACAAUUGGAAAUAUUUAAAGCUUGUAAUCCGGGAAAACCGCUAAGGGUCUACUUUCUUUUAUAUUCAAACUCGUCGGAGGAGCAAAGAUAUCUUUUAACCGUACAAAAAGAGAAGCAAGCAUUUGAGUAUUUAAUCAAAGAGAAAGCUGCAUUGGUUAUAAGAGAUGAUCAAGAUGAUAAAAUGGAGGAUGACGACGAGGAGACUUCAUUGUCAUUUCGCGAUGCUCGUGCACCCGUUGAACACAAAAUAAUCGUUGAUGUAAGGGAGUUUCGAAGUAAACUACCCUCUGUAUUACAUAAAAAGAACAUUACAAUUGAACCUGCGACUAUAGAAAUAGGAGACUAUAUUCUCACUCCGGAAAUUUGUGUAGAAAGAAAAAGUUUAAGUGAUCUUAUUGGUUCAUUGAAUAAUGGAAGAUUGUAUAAUCAAUGUCAAGCUAUGUGUCGUCAUUAUCGCAAACCUGUUCUACUGAUCGAAUUUGAUAAGAACAAACCAUUUUCUCUGUUACAAGGAAAAUAUAACGUCUCAACAGAAAUGAUUACGCAUGAUAUAAUGGGGAAAUUAACCCUUUUAACUUUACAUUUUAACCGAGUUAGAUUAAUUUGGAGCCAGGAUGCCUAUAAAACUGCAACGAUAUUUAGAGAAUUAAAAGAAAAUAGAGAACAACCCAAUCUAAAAGAUGCUCUAUCGUUAGAAAAGAGUGAAGAAGAAGCAAUGCUAUUGGGAGGAAUGUAUGAACACGUCGCCAAAGAUUUAAUUCUAAAAAUGCCCGGUAUCAAUACAAAAAACGCUUAUACAAUUUUGAAUAAAGUUUCCAAUGUUGCGGAUUUGGCCACCAAAUCAAAAGAGGAUCUUGGAAAGAUACUUCACAGCGAUAUUCAUGGUGAAAAAUUGUACACUUUUAUGAAUCAUCACGAAACAAGUCAAGGUAUUGGAGUUAAUGCCACCAGACAAAAGGUGGAGAAGAAGAGGUUACAGCUUAAACCGAGGCGUAAAAAGAAUGAAAAACUAUUUUAA